This is a messenger RNA of Spirodela intermedia, 1946 nucleotides long. The record is from the annotation of a GenBank genome assembly. NCBI's taxonomy places the organism in Eukaryota, Viridiplantae, Streptophyta, Magnoliopsida, Alismatales, Araceae.
AUGGCUGUCCCGAUCUCCGCACCCCGGUUCCUAUUGCUCCAGGUGCUUCUGCUGAUUGGGGGCGCCGCCGUGGUCCGAGGAUUUGAGAUAAGCGAGGCCACCAUCGAGGGCAUCCACCUGGCGUUCUCCCGGAACGAGCUCACCUCACGGCGGCUGGUGGAGUUCUAUCUCGAUCGCAUCCGGACGCUCAACCCCCGCCUCAGGGCCGUCAUAGAGGUCAACCCGGCGGCCCUCUCGGAGGCGGACCGCGCCGACGAGAAGCGGCGGUGUUUGGUUUACGGGGAUCUGGGGGCCCUCCACGGCAUUCCUGUGCUCCUCAAGGACAACAUCGCCACCGCCUCGCCGCUCAACACCACGGCGGGGUCGCUGGCCCUGGUGGGGGCCACGUCGGCGCGGGACGCCGGCGUGGUGACGCGGCUGAGGAGGGCCGGCGCUGUCAUCCUGGGGAAGGCCAGCAUGUCGGAAUGGGCCGGAUUCCGCUCCUCGUCCGCCCCCAAUGGGUGGUGCGCUCGCAGCGGCCAGGGCUUGAACCCCUACAACCCCUCCGCCACGCCGUGCGGGUCCAGCAGCGGGUCAGCCAUCUCGGUGGCGGCGAACAUGGUUACCGUCUCUCUGGGCACGGAGACCGACGGCUCCAUCAUCUGCCCCGCCGCCUCCCAGGCCCUGGUCGGCAUCAAGCCCACCGUCGGGCUCACCAGUCUCGCCGGCGUCGUACCCAUCUCCCCCAGGCAGGACACAGUCGGGUGAGAAACCCCCCUUCUUCCUCAAUCUCCGCUCUCCCUCAAACCCUAACCCUCCUCGCCGCCGGCCGCAGGCCCAUCGGCCGCACUGUAGCGGACGCCGUGCGGGUGCUAGAGGUGAUUGCCGGGUACGACCCCAGGGACUCAAUGGCGACGGCGAAGGCAUCGGAGUUCAUCCCCCCCGGCGGGUACCGGCAGUUCCUCCGGGAGGACGGGUUGCGGGGGAAGAGGCUGGGGAUUCUGAGGCGGCCCUUCUUCGCCUUCCCCAAUGGCUCCGUCCUCGCCGACGACUUCCAAGCUCAUCUCCGCACGCUGAGGUAAAAUCUGAUCCCAACCCUCCACCUGGCAUCCCACAUCUGUCUCUCUCUCUCUCUCUCUCCCCCUCUCUCUAACUAGUCAGCCUGGCAGUUGUUUCAAUUUGACCAAAAUUGUGGUUAGAUAAUCUUUAUAUAAGUUUGAAGUGUUUUAAUUAUGAAGGGAGAAAGGUGCGAUCGUCGUGGAUGACCUGGAGAUUGCAGACACGAGCACCAUCCUCAACCCUACCGAGAGCGGGGAGGUGGCGCUGCUCCUCGCAGAAUUCAAGCUCUCCCUCAACGCCUACCUGGCGGAGCUGCCCUGCUCGCCCGUCAGAUCCCUCGCCGACGUUAUCGCCUUCAACGCCGCCAACCCGGCGGAGGUAGAGCCGCUCCCAAGCCCCGCCGCCAAAAAUGAGGCUUUUUUUUUAUUUAAGCCCGAUUGAUCAGACCCAAUCCGUGGCCGGUUUUGCAGGAGAGGUUGGAGGAGUUCGGGCAGGACAUCCUGCUGAUGAGCCAGGCAACGACCGGGAUCGGGCCGGCGGAGAGGCAGGCCUUGGCCCGCCUGGAGGAGCUCUCGGAGGGGGGCCUAGAGAGGCUGAUGAGGGAGGAGCGACUGGACGCGGUGGUGACGCCGGAGGCAACCGUCCCCACGCGCAUCUACCCAGUGCUGGCCAUCGGCGGGUACCCCGGGAUCGUCGUGCCGGCGGGGUUCGACGGUGAGGGAGUACCCUUGGGGAUAUGCUUUGGCGGGCUGAGGGGGUCCGAGCCUCGCCUGAUUGAGAUUGCCUAUGGGUUCGAGCAGGCCACCAAGAUCAGGAGGCCCCCCCCCCCCGGCCUAGACCGGGAAGGGCUCUGGGCUCGGCUCGGCCCGCAAAUGCUGCCCUCAUUGAAUAAGAAGAGGGCGUUAUAA